UGUAGACUUCCUGUCAAAACAUUUGAACCAUCUCAUUGUUUGUUUACAUACCUGACUCGAUCUCACACAAGAACAUCUAGCAAGCUGGAAACAUUGAAAACGCUUUUAUUUUGUAACUUUAGUUUUAGGUGCUAAUGGCAGAAGUGAAAUUUUUAGAGCCCCAACACAUCCAAGAGCUGGAGAACGAUGCUUGUAGUCUACAGUUCACAGAACCGGUGCCAGAAGGUUCUGGUACUCCAGUCGACCCACCGCCGCGUGAGAAAAAAAACUACGUCAUCUACAAGGACGAGAGCGAGCUGAACCUGCCCGAGGAGGACGAGCGAGAGACGUGGACCGGAAAGUUGGACUUUCUGCUCUCCUGUAUUGGGUUCGCUGUCGGGCUGGGUAACAUCUGGAGGUUCCCGUACCUGUGCUACACCAGCGGUGGAGGGGCGUUUUUUAUCCCUUACUUUUCUUUCCUGAUCCUGUGUGGGUUGCCGCUCUUCUUCCUGGAGACCGCGUACGGACAGUUUGCUAGUCUUAGCCCCAUCACAGUCUGGAGGAUUAGCCCACUCUUUAAAGGCAUCGGAUACGGCAUGGUGAUCGUCUCGGGCCUGGUGUGUAUCUACUACAACGUCAUCAUCGCCUGGAACUUUUUCUACCUGUUCAACUCUUUCUACCCCGUGCUGCCUUGGUCUCACUGCGAUAACUGGUGGAACACGGAACACUGCAUCAAGGAGAUGUCGCGCUCGUCCGGGGCAGCAGAGGGCGUCAACCACACGUCCAGUCAGGAGUUUUGGGAUCGCAACGUGCUACAAAUCACCGAGGGUAUCGACCAGAUGGGCUCCAUACGUCUGGAACUGCUGGGCUGUCUAGGGCUGGCCUGGGUCAUCGUCUUCAUCUGUCUCUUCAAGGGGGUCAAGUCUUCUGGUAAAGUAGUCUACGUGACCUCGACCUUCCCCUACUUUGUACUGACUGCCCUGAUCGUCAGGGGUACCACCCUACCUGGUGCUAUAAUUGGCAUCGAGUUCUACGUCAUCCCCAAGUGGUCGAAACUUCUGGAGUUCAAGGUGUGGGGGGACGCGGCUGUACAGAUCUUCUUCUCCGUGGGGAUGGCCUGGGGGUCGCUCAUCACCAUGUCUAGCUACAACAAGUUUUCUCACAACGUCUUCAGGGACGCCAUGAUUGUUCCGCUCAUCAACUGCGGUACCAGCGUGUUCGCUGGGUUCGCCAUUUUCUCCGUGCUGGGGUUCAUGGCCCACUCCACUGGCAUCGCUAUCGACAAGGUGGCCAAGCAAGGCCCUGGGCUCAUCUUCGUUGUCUACCCGGAGGCCAUCGGAAAAAUGCCUCUGGCGCAGGUUUGGGCCGUCCUGUUUUUUCUCAUGGUCUUCACCAUCGGCAUCGACAGCCAAUUCGGCAUGUUUGAAACGAUGACCAGCGCCUUCAUAGAUGAGUACCCCCACUUGCUCCGGAAGAAGAAGAUGACUUUCACAGCCUGCAUGUGUCUGUUCGAGUUCGUCCUGGGCAUUCCCAUGGUCUUUCAGGGCGGGGUCUACGUCCUACAGAUAGUUGACUGGUACACAUCCGCCUUUUCCCUCAUGAUCUUGUCACUGACUGAAUGUAUGGUUAUCACGUGGAUCUACGGAAACGAUCGAUUCGCUAAAGAUAUCGAACUUAUGAUCGGGCAUCGGCCGUCGAAGUUUUGGGGUUUUAUGUGGAAAUUCGUCACACCAAUAACAAUUUUGUUUAUUUAUAGUUUUAGUGUCAGCCAACUGGAGCCUGUUUCCUAUGGAACGUACGUCUAUCCAGCAUGGGCCAUCGUCAUCGGCUGGAGCUUUGGCGUCUGCUCUCUCAUUCCUCUUCCUCUUGUCGCCUGCUACAGUGUGUGGAAAGAGCCGACAGGAACGGUGUGGCAGAAAAUCAAAAAAUUGAGCCAGCCGGCCAAAAACUGGGGUCCUGCCCUGAAGAAGGACAAGGAGCGCUACCUGAGCUCCAUGAACCAGUUCGAGAGGGACAGGUACGACGCCGCCCAGCUGGACCUUGACGUCGGCAGAUACCUCAAGAUGAGGGGAAGCGAAGUUUAGACCAGGGGUGGGGAGCUCAACAGUUGGUGUGAGGACUUUUCAUGGUGGGUGGUUUAGUGGGCAGUGUGGGGGCCUUUGAUG
Messenger RNA from Physella acuta, 2144 nucleotides. RefSeq names its product sodium-dependent proline transporter. Lineage: Eukaryota; Metazoa; Mollusca; Gastropoda; Physidae. Gene Ontology annotation, molecular function: amino acid:sodium symporter activity. The record is from RefSeq and is a predicted model, not a curated record. Gene Ontology annotation, cellular component: plasma membrane. Gene Ontology annotation, biological process: sodium ion transmembrane transport; amino acid import across plasma membrane; nitrogen compound transport.